CCCGGAAAUGAUUCGUUGGCAUUGGCAACGUUUUAGCCAGGUCCAGCGACGUACACAGUCUGAAUCAAGACACCAAAAGGGAAUAUUAUUUUUUAAAAAAGACUCCAGCUAAGGAAUUCUGAACCUUUGUAUCUUUCAAACUCACCAUCGAGGAGCGAGGAGUGAGUACAGACUGCAAACAGAAUGACCAGCUCAUCUGCUCCCAGGAUGGUGAAUAGUUACAAGCGGACUUCAAGCCCCCGAUCCCCAACUAACAGUGGGGAAAUCUUCACUCCUGCACAUGAAGAAAAUGUGCGCUUUAUUCAUGAUACAUGGCAGUGUGUGCUUAGAGACAUCAGAUCAACACAAAAUAGUGAACGAAAUGACCGUGGACCACAGGAAUAUGUGGAGAAGAACCCAAACCCCAACCUACUUUCUUUUACGCCAGUGGAUCUGAGUGACCUCAAGAGACGCAACACACAGGAUGCCAAGAAGUCUUAGUCUUUCUCAUAAUAGCCAGGUUGCUUUUUUUCCACCCAUUAUCCUUGAGAACUUUUCCUCCAUCAGCCCUCUGUCAGCCAGAAAGUCAACCCUGUUGGCCAGUCUAGCACAGAAUGCCAAGUUUUUUUUUUCUAAACUCUGGACCAUAACAACACACAUCUCUUUCUUUAUCAUCUACAGUUGAAGAAAAUAACUGGGAUCUUGGGGAGCACAAACUCUCCCCUCUCUUGGUUUCUUUUUUUUUUUACGUCACAAAAAUCGUCAUAUUUUUAUUGUUUAUGUGGAUGGGACUGAUGCACUCCUUCAUUACAGUUUGCUGGCAUCUGAUGCUGAUGUACAAACUGUUGACUGUCUCCACAGGACAUAAAAGACUACGUACAGUCUUAAAUACAAACCCUGUUUUCUUUACUACUGCUACUUUCAUGACUGGAGGAAAAUGCGAAAGGGCUGACAUCUUUUUCAUUUUUUUUGUUUUGGGUAGUUUGAUCAAUAAAUUGUAGGAGAAAUGGAAUUGUCACAUUGGAUACACACUUUACGGGCACAUUUCGGAAGCCAAAUGCAAUGUAGAAGGCCAACAUUUUUAUUAUAAAUUUUCUUGCUCUCAAAUGGACUUAACGAACUAGAGACCUCCCCAAGUAUGCUAUGCUAGGAUAACCCCUUCCUUCCCUAAAAGUUAAGACAAAAUGUUGAAUAAAAGAUUUUUACAAUU
Molecule: messenger RNA, 1189 nt
Organism: Solea senegalensis (Senegalese sole)
Lineage: Eukaryota; Metazoa; Chordata; Actinopteri; Pleuronectiformes; Soleidae
Gene: mcrip1
Product: MAPK regulated corepressor interacting protein 1
Exons: 5
Coding region: 184-480 (98 amino acids)
Source: RefSeq, a predicted model, not a curated record